AUGGUUGACAGCUCCGUUCGCAUUGCGAAGGUCACCGAGGGCCAACUGAGGAGAAUUCGGACAGGCUACGACCGAAUGCCAAUUCUAAUUUUCAAGAAUCAACCUCAAGGAUUCAGCGCCAGUGUCCGAUUACUUGAUGAGGAGAUUGAGCAGUUGGAGUUUCUUCUGCAGAAGCGUCAGUUCAGGGGCAAGAUGAAAAAUCCAGACAUGGGACGGAGGCAGCAGGGGCAGAAGAGAAUGAAGGUGAUCUUGGAGACGGGGAGGAAUGGAAUCAGCGUCGGAAGCAAGGAAUCUCGGGAGAAGUUGAAUCAGGCAGGACAGAAUGGAGGAGAUCCUGCUAAGCGCGGCCGCCCUGCCAGGGCCAAAAAGUCAAAGGAGCAAAAGACAAUUGAGGAGACGAGAUUCGCUUGA
Molecule: messenger RNA, 411 nt
Organism: Hyaloscypha bicolor E
Lineage: Eukaryota; Fungi; Ascomycota; Leotiomycetes; Helotiales; Hyaloscyphaceae
Exons: 1
Coding region: 1-411 (136 amino acids)
Source: RefSeq, a predicted model, not a curated record